Mytilinidion resinicola is the source of this 1344-nucleotide messenger RNA. Its product is annotated as ser/Thr protein phosphatase family protein. NCBI's taxonomy places the organism in Eukaryota, Fungi, Ascomycota, Dothideomycetes, Mytilinidiales, Mytilinidiaceae. The transcript has a single exon. Gene Ontology annotation, molecular function: hydrolase activity. The coding region runs from base 123 to 1001 and encodes 292 amino acids. The record is from RefSeq and is a predicted model, not a curated record.
CAUCCAUCUCAGUCGACGGCAUCAUUCCACCAUCCUUUCUGAAUCGAAACCAAGUUCACAUCGAACACGCGUCUAGUUUGACUAACAAUUUGUCGUGGGGUUUCUAGCCUUCACACAGGAGUAUGCGCCUCUACGCCAUCGGGGACCUCCACCUAGGCCAUAAACAAAACCGGGACGCACUCUCAGCUCUACGGCCACACCCUGAAGAUGGCCUCAUUCUGUGCGGAGAUGUUGGAGAAACCUCCGAACAUUUGUCCGUCGCGUUCGAGUCCACCACAUCUUACUUUCAGCAAGUUUUUUGGGUCCCGGGCAAUCAUGAGCUCUACACCAUGCCCACGUCAGGACAGCCCAGGGGCAUCGCGAAAUAUCAAGAAUGCGUCCAGCUAGCACGAAGUUACGGGAUCAAAACUCCCGAAGAUGAAUAUAUGACGUGGGAUGGCGAAGGUGGGCCUCAUAUCAUCGCUCCGAUCUUCACGCUUUACGACUAUAGCUACCGGCCUUCUCAUGUGUCAAAAGAGAAUGCGUUGGCCUGGGCUGAGGAAGAAGAUAUAGUUGCUACUGAUGAAGCUCUCCUCUAUCCUGAUCCCUAUCCAUCAAGAGAGGCAUGGUGUGAUCAACUUAUCACGAAGACUGAACAACGGCUUCAAGAAGCCGCGGCAACAGGCUUGCCACUUAUCGUAAUCAAUCACUGGCCUUUACGAGAAGAUCUAGUUUUUAUUCCUCGAGUCCCACGGUUUUCCUUGUGGUGUGGAACCAAGAGGACGGAAGAUUGGCACACGCGCUUCAACGCCAAAGUCGUUGUCAGUGGGCACCUACAUGUUCCUCGAACAGACUGGAAAGAUAGCGUUCGAUUUGAAGAGUGUUCUCUGGGCUACCCGCGCCAAUGGGCAGAUGCGAAAGAGAAGGGUCUAGAUAUCAAUGGUCUACUGCGCGAGAUCCUGCCUGGUCCACCACCACCGGAAUCUGGUUCCACAACUACCAAAUGGCGCCGCUACGGUUAGGGCUGGAGACGGUCCAUUUUCUACUCAUGGCAGAAGCCAAUCCUUUUCUCCGUAAAAGGACGUCGGAUUGGCAUCGAGCGAGCUUCCUAUCUUUGUGGAAUUCUCAGCGUCCGGCUGAUAUUCGGGCACGUGAUGGCUAGACACGUGAUGCAUAGGUUUCUAUACACGUGAUGUGUAGAUCUAUACUAGGAGGCCUUCCUACUAUAGAUCUAGUCAAUAUUUAGGGCCGCACGGGCCCUCCCUACGUGUAUAACCUAGCUAGAUUCCUACACAGAAUCGACAUCUUUUGUCCUCCAUUUUGUUAUCACGUGAUCGGAAUAAUCACAUCUUUCCUUGCAGCCAG